Messenger RNA from Lathyrus oleraceus (garden pea), 702 nucleotides. RefSeq lists its product as uncharacterized. Bases 1 to 354 code for a protein of 117 amino acids. The record is from RefSeq and is a predicted model, not a curated record. Lineage: Eukaryota; Viridiplantae; Streptophyta; Magnoliopsida; Fabales; Fabaceae. The transcript is spliced from 3 exons.
AUGCAGCUUAGGGUUUUUGGAAGUGUAAUUGGCUCAAAAGAGAAAGCUCUCCGAAAUGCUUUUCAUGCUCAGAAGCAAGUUUGUCCUGUUCGAUGCUAUCUUUUGGAAAGUUUGGAAGCAGAUAUACUCUCUCCAUCUUCAUUGCAAAAGCAAAACUCCGAGGCUCCUUUUGAUGUUGAUUCUAAAAUGAAGAUUGAUGCUACUGCUGCUGUUGAGAUUGGGUUUGCCGGUAGAACAUCAACAGAUGGAGGGUUUGCUGCCAUAGCAUCCAUAGGUAGAGACUUUGCAAGCGUUACAUCCACAGGUAGUGGAUUUGGUGGAUUUGCCGGUACUGCUCACUAUUUCUCCAUCUGAUUUCAAAUCCUGGAGCAACUGAAGGCAAUGAUCUAGAUUGCUUCAUAUUUGAACUGGACGUGAGUAUAACAAAAACAACCUUCCGUACACUAUCAUUAAGAGCAUGCUGCUUGGGUGACGCCAAUACAUUUCUGGUAUCAACACUUCUAAUGGGUUCCUUCAAUUUCUUAUUUUUUUAGCAUCUUAGUAAUCCUGCCACUUAAAUCUAAAUCAAGAGAGAAUAAUGGUGAAGCAUCAGUCUUCUGCUGGGUGUUCUCGCAGGUGUUAGCAGGGGCAGAAUGAGUAGGAACCAAAUCAUGGCCUUUUCAUCAAAUCCUCGCUGGAGCAGCUAAGUAGUCUGGUUACAUU